Molecule: messenger RNA, 1377 nt
Organism: Coccinella septempunctata (seven-spotted ladybird)
Lineage: Eukaryota; Metazoa; Arthropoda; Insecta; Coleoptera; Coccinellidae
Product: zinc finger protein 501-like
Exons: 2
Coding region: 70-1281 (403 amino acids)
Biological process (GO): regulation of transcription by RNA polymerase II
Cellular component (GO): nucleus
Molecular function (GO): DNA-binding transcription factor activity, RNA polymerase II-specific; RNA polymerase II transcription regulatory region sequence-specific DNA binding; zinc ion binding
Source: RefSeq, a predicted model, not a curated record
CUCUGUGAUUAGACAAACAGAGAGAAAUAUAAACAAUAAACAAAAAUAAAAGUUAUUCAUAUUCGUUUAAUGAAAAUAUUAACGGAAAGAAAAAUGUCCUGUAGAUUAUGCUUGAAUCAGAACAAUUCUAAACUGAUAUCGAUCUCAGAAAAUGAUAUUGUAGCUAAAAUCAAAGCUUGCAUAUCCUUAGAUUUGGAAACUAACGAUGAUUUUCCUAGUUGUAUAUGUCUCUUAUGUUUCAAAAAAUUGGAAGAUUUAUGGUCCUUUAGAAAUAUGUGUUUAGAAUCCGACAAGAUUCUGAAAGAAUUUAAAACAGAGAAGGAUGAUAUGGUCAAAAUGGAAGACUUCGACGAUGGUACAGAGGAUUGGGAUUCAUCUGACGAAGAGCCUUUAGAACAGAAAAUUGUGGAUUUUACGAGAGAAAACCAUGAUUUGGAAUUUUCAUUGUCAGAGAAUAUUUACACAUGUGACAUUUGUGAAGAUAAAUUUGACGAAAUCUUUGCCUAUCUCGACCAUCAAACUUCACAUGAUGGAGAACCUGUAUUUAAAUGCGAUAAGUGUGACGAAUUGUUUUCUAGUAGAGAGCAACUUGUUAAACAUGAACAAGAACACUUGUAUCCAUGCCCUAAAUGUUGUAAACUAAUGAAGAAGUCAAGCAUUAAAUCUCACUUAAUAAGUCACACGGAUAAAUAUAAAUGCACAGACUGUCCUCAAAGCUGCAACUCAAGGUUGUCUUUGGAACAGCAUAUUAUAGCAGUACAUACGAAUAUAAAGGCCUUUGUCUGUGAAAAUUGCGGCAAAAAUUUUGCAACAUCUACUUCGCUCAGAACACAUUUGUUGUCCCACGCAGAAAAAAGGAAAUAUUCUUGCACUUUGUGUGACUAUAAAGGUAGGACAGCUUCCGCCAUAUACAUCCAUAUGGCUAAACAUGCAAACGAUACAUGUGUAUGUGAGUUCUGCUCCAAAGUGUUCAAAAGCAAUAGAAACCUCUACGAUCACCUACGAAGAGUGCACAGCAAGGUGAAAAAACAUGUUUGUUCAUACUGCGACAAAAGAUUUGUUGACCAUUAUAUGCUUAAGAUUCAUACGAGGACCCACACAGGUGUCAGACCAUAUCAGUGUGAUCAAUGUGAUAAAACUUUCUUCAGGUCUGACGCUUUAAAGGAACACAAAAUGACUCAUAUUGAAAGAACAACUUUCAAUUGUGAAAAAUGCUUCAAACCCUUUGUGUCCAAGAGAGGUGUUACUCGACAUAAUUGUCCAGCUAUGAAAUUAAACUAGUAGGGUAGCCUUGCAAUUUACACAAGGUUUUUUAUAAUAAAAAUAAAUAUAAUGUGACUGUUAAUUUAUUGGUAUAAUCUACAAGACAUUCUCAAA